Pygocentrus nattereri (red-bellied piranha) is the source of this 1867-nucleotide messenger RNA. It is a transcript of the gene phpt1, whose product is annotated as phosphohistidine phosphatase 1. Gene Ontology annotation, molecular function: protein histidine phosphatase activity. Gene Ontology annotation, biological process: peptidyl-histidine dephosphorylation. Lineage: Eukaryota; Metazoa; Chordata; Actinopteri; Characiformes; Serrasalmidae. The transcript is spliced from 4 exons. The record is from RefSeq and is a predicted model, not a curated record. Gene Ontology annotation, cellular component: cytosol. Bases 163 to 546 code for a protein of 127 amino acids.
CAAUAAUGAAGAGGACUCGCAGCGCGCAACUGCUCUGCAUCACAUUGUGCAGCAGGCUUGUUACUUUGGGUGUAGCUGACCACACCUCGUCGGUUUGGUAACUGCGCCCGGUCGGUCUCCGUCGGGUCGAACCGGUAUCGGGCUGUGCGCCCGUGCUGGUAGAUGAGAGUGCUCGACGCUGCCUGCGUGCCUCGUCUUUCACCUACAAACGAAGUGUCGGUCAAAAGAAACGGAGAUUUUCCAUUUCACAACUUCUGUGGUGAAAAUCACUGCAGUGUGAAAUCCCAAAGUUGCGAGAUUAUCUUUAAACUGCGUCAUGUCAUAGCUGAUAUCUAUGAUAAGGUUUCUGGGGAUCUGGAGAGAGCCGGUGGGGUGGACUGUGAAUGUGUAGGAGGUGGAAGGAUCAAACAUGACAGUGCAGAGAAAAAAAUCCAUGUUUAUGGCUACUCCAUGGGCUUUGGGAGAGCAAAUCACGCAGUUUCUACAGAAAAAUUGAAGGUGCGGUACCCAGACUAUGAGAUUACUUGGGCAAAUGAGGGCUACUGAUUGGCUGGCCAAGUCAUCUAUCAUCCUAGUCAGUCCAAGGACCUCUUGUGCUGAGCUGAUACAGAAACAGCUGUUCUCAGCAUAAAAAGGAGCAGAAAAGUACUCACCAUCAUCCACGUACUGAAACAUGGCUUGGAUCUACAGCAGCUGAAUUCAUUUUACUGAUUUUGUACAUUAUUUGCACUCAUUGAAAUGGUCAGUUCACCCAAACAAUACUUCAUGUAGUAACAAGAAAUUGAACAUUUUAAAUGAUUCAGCUCAAAAAAUUGCUUUGAUUGAAAGUCAUUCAGAUAUUUAUGCAAGUUGAAUAAAUCUUGUUGUUACUUGUUACCACAUGAAUUUUUUUAGGAUGAAUUGAUAAGCUAUUUAUUUUUGCUGUACUUGAUGUUAAGUCAUUGAGAAUAAACCAUAUUCCUGGACCUAAAUUAGGCCUAAAUUUAGAUUCAAAGGGAUUUUCACUAAAUUGCGCCACUGACAUUUGAAGUUAGUCCAAACACUCUGAUCUUAUUUAUGCAUGUCCAGCGGGUUUCCAUACAUUUCCAAAUGUCUUCAUAAGUCAGUCUCUGACAUGUAAACAGCCAUUCAGAGAGGUUUGAUGUGAAAUGAUGAGUUGGAGAAACACUUUGUCUUACUAAGUUACAGUGAUGGUAAUAGGAGCUGAUGGUUGUGGCAACACAAAUACAUCCAUUUAAUUUACUAUCCAAAAUGACCAGUUAACCUACACGUGUUCAGUUCUGUUCAGACGUCUGGUUCCUAUCACAAGCACUGCGAACAAAUCUGACUGUGUAGGUUUCUCUAAAAUGGAGCAUUUCACACCAAAUCACUCUGAAUGACUUUGUUUACAUCUUAAUGAUUUAAUUAUGCUGAAAUCAUUCACAAUCAGAGGAAUAACCCUUUAACACUGUUAUUCAUUUCCAAUUUUGAAAUAAAUAAGGCAGAAACUAAUGGGGUCAGAUGAUCCCACUAGCUAAUACACAUGGUCAAUUAACUAGUGCUGAAGCAUGAGUUUAUUACUUCCAAGAAUUUUAAAUGGUCCAGAAGUUAUAAACUUCAUUGAGUUGCUAAAUGAAUUUGAUGGCUUAUGUCCGUUCUGUCAGCAGUUUCAGCAGGAAGUCUUAUCACGUUCAUCAUACCAUAUUACGUCUUAUGUUUACGUCUGAGUCAGUAACGGCAGAAAUUGAUGUUCGCCAAGGAAUUUAAUACUUUAAUGCAGUUAUUUCAGUAGACGACCCAUUCAUAUUUUGAAUUUAUUCAAAUCAAAGUGCAGUAGAAUAUAUUUUGCAUUUACUUUUCAAUAAACCGAUUAAUUUUGCCUUCCUCA